AUGUCAUCAGAACAGCAGGUGUGGCACACAGCAGUGCCACCCCCCGCCAGGUCCCCCAGCUCUGCUAGCAACCCUAGGUCCCCCAGUUCUGCCAGCAAUCCCAGGUCCCCUGGCACCCCAGGUUCUGAGAGGGUGGCCUCUCCGUUAGAGUGCUCCAUCUGCUUCUCCGGCUAUGACAACAUCUUCAAGACACCCAAGGAGCUCUCCUGCACUCACGUCUUCUGCCUGGAGUGCCUGGCACGGUUGGCAGCCGCCCAGCCCAUGGGCCGCCCUGGGAGUGAGGCUGUGCCCUGCCCAUUCUGCAGGCAGCCGACGACCGUGCCCCCUGCCGGGGCUCCUGCACUGCGCACCAGCCGCCAGCUCCUGUCCAAGAUGCCCGCUCACCUGCGGCGGGAAGAGCCUGUGUGGCUGGAGGGCACGAAGCUCUGCUGCCGCCCACCCUCCAGCAACUCCUCUCUGGACUUUGUGUGCGUGGAUGUGGGCCUGAGCAAGCCUGCUCAAGCAGUGCCACCCCCAAUCCCCCCAGAGCCUUUGGGCCGCCGGGGACGCCUGGCCCGAUGCUGGGCAAGGUGCAAGGACUGGAGGCGCAUGGCCCUGGUCUCCACGCUGCUGUUAGUGCUUUUCUGCCUGGUGCUCUGGCCUGUGCAGUGCGCGCUCAAGACUGGGAGCCUGCGCUGCUUGUCACGGCCACCGGUGAACACUGUCACCACCACCACCGCCAUAUUCCCCCCCAGGUCCCUGACUGACAGCUAG
Elephantulus edwardii (Cape elephant shrew) is the source of this 753-nucleotide messenger RNA. It is a transcript of the gene RNF223, whose product is annotated as ring finger protein 223. Gene Ontology annotation, biological process: protein ubiquitination. Bases 1 to 753 code for a protein of 250 amino acids. The transcript is spliced from 2 exons. The record is from RefSeq and is a predicted model, not a curated record. NCBI's taxonomy places the organism in Eukaryota, Metazoa, Chordata, Mammalia, Macroscelidea, Macroscelididae. Gene Ontology annotation, molecular function: ubiquitin protein ligase activity.